AGGAAGGAAAGGAAGGAAGAAAAAGCCCUUGCAUUUCUCAUGAACUGUGGAGUCGUCUUGGGUUUCUAUUGUUGGGGUUGGGAGUUCUUAACUGCCCUUCUUCUCUUCUCCCCUUAUCCUUGAAUCUCUUCUUCUUCUUCUUCUUCUUCUUCUUCUUCUCUUUUUUUUUUUUUUUUAAAUUUUACAUAAUAUACAUCUCACUUUCUAAACUUGGAAAUUCAUUAAUGGAGUCUAUGGCAAGUGAUCAUAAUAAGGGUUUGUUAGAAUAUGUUAGGAAAUCAACACCACCACCAUUUUUGUUGAAGACUUAUAUGCUGGUAGAGGAUCCGGCAACCGACGACGUUAUAUCAUGGAACGCCGAAGGAACAGGGUUCGUGGUGUGGCAACCGGCGGAGUUUGCUCGUGAUCUCCUUCCAACACUUUUCAAGCACAGCAACUUCUCUAGCUUUGUCCGGCAGCUUAACACUUAUGGUUUUAGGAAAGUUGCGACUAGCCGAUGGGAAUUUUGCAACGAUAUGUUUCGGAAAGGCGAAAGAGAGCUACUUUGCAAUAUUCGAAGAAGAAAAGCAUGGGCCAACAAGCAACAAACUGGCGCAGCAAUUCAAGUCUCACCACCACAGGAGUCCGACGAAGAUCAGAGAUCUUCGUCAACUUUUUCGUCUUCAGGAUACAACAUCCUAGUCGACGAAAACAAGCGUCUCAGGCAGGAAAAUGGGGUCUUAAGCUCGGAGGUGACAAGCAUGAAAAGAAAAUGCAGGGACCUUCUUGACUUGGUGGCUAAGUAUGAACAGUUCGAGAAAGAAGAAGAUGAUGACGAUCAUGAUGAUAAUGACAGUCCGAAGCUGUUCGGAGUGAGGUUGGAAGUUGGAGAGAGGGAGAGGAAAAGAAGGAUAGCAGAGAUUAUUAGUGAAAGCGCAAGCAUUUUACUGUCUCAAUCAUGCAAAUAAUAUAUAAUUUCAUGUUGUAGAAAUUAGAAUAAUGAUUAAGCUACUUCAAAUGAAAAAAAAAAAUUUGUAGCAAAAAUUAACAUAUAGAUUAAUUAGGUCUUUAAUUGCGAGCAUGUAGUGAUAAAUUUGCAUGUGUACAUUACAUGUUUAUGUGCCCUUUUGGUUGGUGUUUGAAUCAUGCACAAGCCUCCUUACUACACUUAUUUUAAUGGUUGAAACAAGGCCCCUAUGUUGUU
Durio zibethinus is the source of this 1183-nucleotide messenger RNA. Its product is annotated as heat stress transcription factor B-3-like. The record is from RefSeq and is a predicted model, not a curated record. Gene Ontology annotation, molecular function: RNA polymerase II cis-regulatory region sequence-specific DNA binding; DNA-binding transcription factor activity. Gene Ontology annotation, biological process: regulation of transcription by RNA polymerase II. NCBI's taxonomy places the organism in Eukaryota, Viridiplantae, Streptophyta, Magnoliopsida, Malvales, Malvaceae. Gene Ontology annotation, cellular component: nucleus.